AGACACUGCUGCUCCGGGGGGCUGACCUGGCGGGGAGUGGCCGCGCAGUCCGCUCCGGCGCCGCUUUGUGCGCGCAGCCGCUGGCCCCUCUACUCCCGGGUCUGCCCCCCGGGACACCCCCCGCCCCGCCCAAGUCAUGCAGCUCUACCUGCCUCUCCGCUGUGGACCUUUGGGAAGCAGCUGCCCACCCCGGGGGCUCGGGCCCUGACCGUGCCGGGAGCGGGUCGGUGUCCGCCCGGGACCCGCCUGCGCCCCUCGCGCCCGCCGGUCCCCGAGCUCCAAAGUUGCGGGUACUAGCGCGAGUUGGAAAGUUUGCCUGAGGGCUGGUGCAGGCGUGGAGCUGGCGGACCCGCGCUGCCCUGGGAGCCUGAGCCGGCCAGUGACCAAAACCUUGUGUGACUGCGCUCAACAGCAAUAUAUCCAGAUUCUCCUCAGAAGUGAGACUUUCCAAAGGACCAAUGACUCUGUUUCCCGUGCCCUUUCAUUUUUCCCCACUCUGUAGCUAUGUCUCGAUCCCGCCAUGCAAGACCUUCCAGAUUAGUCAGGAAGGAAGAUGUAAACAAAAAGAAAAACAGCCAGCUGAAGAAGACUUCCAAGCCCGCCAACAAACAUGUGGCGUCGGUCAAGACUUUAAGCCCUGGAAAAUUAAAGCAAUUAAUUCAAGAAAGAGAUGUUAAGAAGAAAACAGAUCCUAAACCACCUAUGCCAGUCAGAAGCCUUCUGACAAGAGCUGGAGCAGCACGCAUGAAUUUGGAUAGGACUGAGGUUCUUUUUCAGAACCCAGAGUCCUUAACUUGCAAUGGGUUUACAAUGGCUCUCCGAAGCACCUCUCUUAGCAGGCGACUCUCCCAACCCCCAGUGGUCAUAACCAAACCCAAGAAAGUUCCACCUUCUAAGGGUUUAGAAAAGCAACGUGAUUGUGAUUAUAAGGUACUCACUGACAUGGGAGUAAAGCACUCGGAAAAUAAUUCAGUACCAAUGCAAGACACCCUAAUCUCUCCUACUAUAGAGAAUCUAAUCUGUGUACAAAAUACAUCUUUAAUUAAAGGUGAGAAUCAAGAGACAAGCCAGUCUUGGUCCCAAAGGGUUGAGGAUUCCAAAAUCAAUAUCCCCACCCACAGUGGCCCUGCAGCAGAGAUCCUUUCCGUGCCCUUGGAAGGGACGUGUUGUGAAGGACUAUUUGCUGAAGAGACAUGGAAUGAUACCAGUUGUUCCCCUAGAAUGUUUGCUCAGGACACUAUGUGUGCUCCUUUACCCCAAAGAGCAGCUCCCAAAGUUACCUCUCAAAGAAACCCCGGCAUUCAGUUAGAAGACUUGGGUUCACGAGUAGAAUCUCUUAAGUUGUCUGAUUCUUACCUGGAUCCUAUCAAAAGUGAGUAUGAUUGCUGCCCCACCUCCAGUUUUAAUAAGGUUAUACCUGAAUCGAACCUUAGAAACUGCUUGUCUAUUGGUGGGUCUACAUAUCCUACCUCUGUAAUAAAAUCCUUCUUGACAGGCUCAGAACAAGAAAUCCUUGGUGCUAAACCAGAUCAUCAAGAGGCCUUCAAAGCUACUGCAGAUCAACAGGAAGUUCCUGAUACCACCUCUGUCCUAGGACAGGCUUUUGGUGCUAUCCCACAUCAAUGGGAAUUUCCUGGUGCUAACCCAGUUCAUGGUGAGGCCCUGGGUGAGACCCCAGACCCACCAGAGAUUCCUGGUGCUAUUCCAGUCCAAGGAGAGGUCUUUGGUACUAUCUUAAACCAACAAGAAACCCUCAGUAUGGGUGGGGGUGCUGUCCCAGAACUGCCUAUCUUCCUUCCUCUUCCUCCAAUCACAAUUGCUACCUAUAAUGCUCCUCCCAAAUGGCCUGAGCCCCAGAGCACUGUGUCAUGUGGGCUUGAGGUCCAGGGUGCUAUGCAUAUUUUGCCUUUGGGCUCAGGACACACUCCUCAAUCAUCAUCAAACUCAGAGAUAAGUUUGGUACCUCCAGUAAUGGCUAUCAGCAAUGUAGAAAAUGAGAAGCAGGUUCAUAUAAGCUUUCUGCCAGCUAACACUCAGGGGUUCACAUUAGCCCCUGAGAGAGGGCUCUACCACACUUCACUGGGUGUUGCCCAACUCUCCCAGGCUAGUCCCAGCAAAUCAGAAAGAGGGAGCUCCCAGGUCAGCGUGACCAGCAUGGUUGAUGUUGUCAACACCACAGUGGUAUCAAUGCCAGUGUCACUCUCUAGUACCUCCUCUUCUUCCUACACAACUUUGCUACCUACUUUGGAAAAGAAGAAACGAAAGCGAUGUGGGGUCUGUGAACCCUGCCAGCAGAAAACCAACUGUGGUGAAUGUACUUACUGCAAGAACAGAAAGAACAGCCAUCAGAUCUGUAAGAAGAGGAAAUGUGAAGAGCUGAAAAAGAAACCAUCGGUCAUUGUGCCUUUAGAGGUUAUAAAGGAAAACAAGAGGCCCCAGAGGGAAAAGAAGCCCAAAGUUUUAAAGGCAGAUUUUGACAACAAACCAGUAAAUGGCCCCAAAUCAGAAUCCAUGGACUACAGUAAAUGUGGUCAUGGGAAAGAACAAAGAUUGGAAUUGAACCCAAAACCCCUUGAAAAUGUAGCUAAAAAUGAGGAAAGCAUGACAGGUGUUGAAGUGGCCAAGUGGACGCAAAACAAGAAAUCACACUUAAUUAAUCAUGUCAAAGGCGAUUUCAGUGCUAAUGUGACAGAAGCUGAAAAAUCAAAAAACUCUGAAAUUGACAAGAAACAAAACAAACCUCCACAAUUGUUUAUACAAACUGUAAGAAAUGGCAUUAAAAAUGUACACUAUUUACCAACUGAAACAAAUGUGUCAUUUAAAAAAUUCAAUAUUGAAGAAUUUGGCAAGGCAUUUGACAAUAAUUCCUGUAAAUUCCUAAAAGACACUGCAAACCAUAACAAUGCCAUGAGCUCUAUUGCUACUAGUGCGAGUUGUGAUCAUCUCAAGGGGAGAAGUAAUGCGUUAGUCUUCCAGAAGCCUGGCUUUAAAUGUAAUUCUAAUCCAGAUUCUUCAAACUUCAAUAUAAACAGUCACACUGGUACACACAAUGAAGGUGAUCAACCAAAAACUCCUGACGAUAUGCCAAGUAAAGAACCAAAAGAGGGGUCUCCAGUUCAAGCAGGAAUUCUAUCCUUAAUGAAAGAUAGGAGAUUAACAUUGGAUCAAGUGGUAGCCAUAGAGGCCCUGACUCAACUCUCAGAAGCCCCAUCAGAGAAUUCCUCACCAUCAAAGUCAGAGAAAGAUGAAAGAUCAGAGCUGAGAACAGCUAGAUUGCUUAACAGCAGCCACAAAGCUGCUAUUGUAGGAAAAGACCUUCAAGACCCAAACAUACAAGGAGAGGCACCAGACCUUCAUCAAUGUCCAUCUUUGGAAAAGCAAAGUUCAUGCAACAUAGUGGUAUUCAAUGGCCAAAAUACUCUUUCCAACUCACAUAUCAGCUCAGCUACUAACCAAGCAUCCACAACGUCAUAUGAAUAUUCAAAAGUCACAAAUUCAAUACCUCUUAUACCAAAAACAAAUUCAUCCAAGACCGAUACCAGUAAAAAUAUUGCUAAAGGUAGUAUUACUCUUGACAGUUGUUCCAAGAUUUUGCAUCAGUUCCCACCAAGAAGUAAUAAAUUGGGAUAUUGUAAUGAGUUCCUGGACAACAGUAAAAAUUUGGACUCAGAUGAUGUAUUAUGUCAGGAUGCAACCCAUACUCAAAUUGAGGAAGAUGUUGCAACACAACUAACACAACUUGCAUCAAUAAUUAAAUCAACUAAUACAAAUCCAGAGGACAAAAAACUUGAAAGUAAUAAUAAUGCACAGCAAAAAUACAGUCAGGAAAAGGGCUUAAUACAACAGAAACCAACUUCCAGUGUACAAAAUAAUGGUUCCUCAUUAACAAAGCAAAAGACUACAACCCAGAAAAAGACAAAAUCCACCCCAUCAAGAGAUCGGCGGAAAAAGAAGCCCAUAGUUGUAAGUUGUGAGGAAAAGCAUCAGCAAAACCAGAAAAAGUCACAUCAGUAUCGUCAGUUACAUGACAUUUGGAUAGGAUCCAGAUUUCAAAGAUAUGGGCAAUUUUAUCCACCUGUUUUUCCUAUCCUUUUGGGAGAAAUUCCGCCCAUAACCACAAUGUGCAAACCACUGGCUCCAAAAAGUUCAACCAUACAAGAGAAAAAAUUCUUUCCUCCAGUCGCUCAGAUAAAAUUUGAGAGGUAUACAGAAAUAGCACAGGAAAAAAUGGUGAAGGUUGAACCACUGGAUUCUCUCACCUUAUUUCAUUUUAAAAUGGAAUCCAACGGGCAGGAGUUUACAGAUAAAGCUUAUAAUUCUCAGGUACAGUCAACAGUGAAUGUUAAUCAGAAAGCUCACCCUUCGACCCAGCCCUCCUCUCCACCUAACCAGUGUGCUAAAGGGAUGGCUAGUGAUGACCAAAUACAGUUGCAACAAGAUGUUAAGGAGCAACUCAUGCAUCAGAGACUGCCAGCAUUGCCAGGUAUCUCUCAAGAGACACCCUUACCGGACCCAGCACAAAUUCUCAGGAAUGUAAAUGUAGUGUGUUCAGGUGGAAUUACAGUGGUUUCUACCAAAAGUGAAGAGGAAGUCUGUUCAUCUAGCAUUGGCGGAUCAGAAUUUUCCCCAGUAGACAGCACACAGAAAAAUUUUAAUGAUUAUGCCAUGAACUUCUUUACUAACCCAACAAAAAACCUGGUGUCUAUAACUAAAGAUUCUGAACCACCCACCUGCAACUGUCUUGAUCGAGUUAUACAAAAAGACAAAGGCCCAUAUUAUACACACCUUGGGGCAGGACCAAGUGUUGCUGCUGUCAGGGAAAUCAUGGAGAAUAGGUAUGGUCAAAAAGGAAAUGCAAUAAGGAUAGAAAUAGUAGUGUAUACUGGGAAAGAAGGAAAAAGUUCUCAUGGGUGUCCAAUAGCUAAGUGGGUUUUAAGACGAAGCAGUGAUGAAGAAAAAGUUCUUUGUUUGGUCCGGCAGCGUACUGGCCACCACUGUCCAACGGCUGUGAUGGUGGUGCUCAUCAUGGUGUGGGAUGGCAUUCCUCUUCCCAUGGCUGACAGAUUGUACACGGAGCUUACUGAGAAUCUAAAGUCAUACAACGGUCAUCCCACAGACCGAAGAUGCACCCUCAAUGAAAAUCGUACCUGUACAUGUCAAGGAAUUGAUCCAGAGACUUGUGGAGCUUCAUUCUCUUUCGGCUGUUCAUGGAGUAUGUAUUUUAACGGGUGUAAGUUUGGUAGAAGCCCAAGCCCCAGAAGAUUUAGAAUUGAUCCAAGCUCUCCCUUGCACGAAAAAAACCUUGAAGAUAACCUACAGAGUUUGGCUACGCAAUUAGCUCCUAUUUAUAAGCAGUAUGCUCCAGUUGCUUACCAAAAUCAGGUUUGUACUUUAACACGAGAAGAUAACCGCUCAUUGGGUGUUAUUCCUCAAGAUGAGCAGCUCCAUGUGCUACCUCUUUAUAAACUUUCAGACACAGAUGAGUUUGGCUCAAGGGACGGAAUGGAUGCCAAGAUCAAAUCUGGGGCUAUUGAGGUCCUCACACCCUGCCGCAAAAAAAGAACACGUUUCACUCAGCCUGUUCCUCGUUCUGGGAAAAAAAGGGCUGCAAUGAUGACAGAGGUUCUGGCACACAAGAUAAGGGCAGUUGAGAAGAAACUCGUUCCUAGAAUCAAGCGGAAGAAUAACAGCACCACGACAACAAACAACACUAAGGCUUCCUCACUGCCACUCUUAGGGAAUAAAACUGAGACGGUGCAACCUGAAAUAAAAAGUGAAACGGAACCCCAUUUUAUCUUUAAAGUUUCAGAAAACACUAAAACCUGUUCCCUGAUGCCAUCCACUCCUCACCUGGCAAAGGAGGCAAACCUAUCUCCAGGUUUCUCCUGCUCCCCGAAGACUGCUCCAGCCACCACAGCUCCAUUGAAGAGUGAUGCAGCAGCCUCGCAGGGGUUUUCAGAAGGAAAUAGCAUACCCCACUGCACAACGCCUUAUGGAAGCCACAGCGGUGCCAAUGCAACUGCUGGGGAAUGCACUGGAAUUGCACAGCCUGGUGAAGUGGCUCCUCUUCCCGCCCUAUCUACACCUGUGACAGAUUCCUUGGUGUAUUCUGAGCCUCCCACUGGUCCACCUGAGCAGCUAACUUCUAAUCAGCCAAACCAGCAGCCCCCAUUCCUCACCUUCCCUCAUGAACUUGCUUCCUCUCUGCUAGAAGAAGAUGAGCAGCAUUCUGACGCAGAUGAGCCCCUAUCAGAUGAGCCCCUCUCUGAUGACCUCCUGUCGCCUGCUGAAGAGAAAUUGCCCCACAUUGAUGAGUAUUGGUCAGACAGCGAGCACAUCUUCUUGGAUGCCAAUAUUGGCGGGGUGGCAAUAGCGCCUGCACACGGCUCGGUUUUAAUUGAGUGUGCCCGGCGGGAGCUUCAUGCUACGACUCCUGUUGAGCACCCAAACCGUAAUCAUCCUACUCGCCUCUCCCUUGUUUUUUACCAGCACAAAAACCUGAAUAAGCCCCAACAUGGUUUUGAACUAAACAAGAUUAAGUUUGAGGCUAAAGAAGCUAAGAAUAAGAAGAUGAAAGCCUCAGAGCAAAAACACCAGGCAGCUAAUGAGGGUCCUGAACUGUCCUCUGAAGUAAAUGAAUUGAACCAAAUUCCUUCUCAUAAAGCAUUAACAUUAACCCAUGACAAUGUCGUCACCGUGUCCCCUUAUGCUCUCACACAUGUUGCAGGGCCCUAUAACCAUUGGGUCUGAAGGCUUUUCUCCCCUUCUUAAUGCCUUUGGUAGUGCAGUGUAUUUUUUCAAGGUGCUGUUAAAAGAAAGUCAUGUUGUGGUUUACUAUAUCUUCAUCUCACCCAUUUCAAGUCUGAGGUAAAAAAAAAAUGGGGUGGGUACUCUUAACUGUGACUA
This is a messenger RNA of Propithecus coquereli (Coquerel's sifaka), 6906 nucleotides long. RefSeq names its product tet methylcytosine dioxygenase 1 (gene TET1). Gene Ontology annotation, molecular function: DNA 5-methylcytosine dioxygenase activity; DNA binding; zinc ion binding. The transcript is spliced from 11 exons. The coding region runs from base 505 to 6750 and encodes 2081 amino acids. The record is from RefSeq and is a predicted model, not a curated record. Gene Ontology annotation, cellular component: nucleus. Lineage: Eukaryota; Metazoa; Chordata; Mammalia; Primates; Indriidae. Gene Ontology annotation, biological process: oxidative demethylation; positive regulation of transcription by RNA polymerase II.